This is a messenger RNA of Styela clava, 2908 nucleotides long. NCBI's taxonomy places the organism in Eukaryota, Metazoa, Chordata, Ascidiacea, Stolidobranchia, Styelidae. The record is from RefSeq and is a predicted model, not a curated record.
AUUUGUUUCUUCUAUCAAUAGCCGAUAGCCAUAAAUAUAACUAGUUGCUGAUAACUUUUAAUGCAAAGAAUGACGAUAAUGAAACAAAGUGUAAUGUUUGUAUUUGGAUGUUUGAUUAUUAUACUAAUAGGAGAAGCGGCGGCUGGAAGGAGUGGCAUGAGUAGUUGGCGUCCUCCAUCUCCACCUUGGAUCCAUUUAGCAGAAAAUUUACCUGAAAACAGACCUCCAAGACCACCGCAUGCACCUGGGCAUUUGAGAGGACGGGAUGUGAAUUUAGAAUACGAUGGGCAAUUAUCUCGUAGGGAAAGAAUUGGUGAUAAGGACAAACGAGAACAACAUUUUUGCAUCACAGAUUCGAGGUCCAUACCCCCACACAAAAUGUGCGAUGGAAAAUUUGAUUGCAGGGAUUUAUCGGAUGAAUAUCUGUGCCCCGCUGAGACAGUCACAACUUGGACGGAUUAUAUCAAAUAUUCAAUGCAACUCUUCACCAUAUGAGCGAGUUGUUUAUUUCAAGAAAUAUGAUCGGAUUAUAUGGAACUCGCUCAAGUCUUAUAUCAAACACAGGGAAGAGAAGGGAAAGUGCGUUAGACUUCAUUCAACGAUCUUGCAUUUCUUCUCUCGAUCGCACGAUUGUCGCAAAUGGCAAAAAGGCCGCCGCUUGUACUUACUGUAACGAAGGCGAAAUACUGUGUUUCACUGGAGUUUUCCAGUAAUGGAACAAUGAAAUGUGUAUCUAAAAAUCAAGUUUGUGAUGGAAUUCAGCAAUGUCCCGACAAUCAAGAUGAAAUAUUUUGUGAUAUAAUGCGGGAACGACCAACAGCCAAUUGCACCAAAAACUCUAAUCUCAACAGAUUCAUCAGAAAUAGGAAUCGGAAUAAUUCCAAGCGCAUGAAGAAAAUCAGGGAAAGACAUAACGCCACAAUCAGCUGCAUGACUUUAGCCAACGUAAAUUCAGUGAACAAUGUUCGCAAAAAAGAAUGGGGACGCACUGGAUCACCACACGGCGGAUAUUCCUUUUCAAGACAGUCGGCGACCCGCAUGCAAUUAUUGUCUGAGGUCUUACUUCAAACAAAGACGUUAAAUAACGCUACUGAUAACCAAAAAAAUAUUACUCUUUCCCAAGUGUGCGAUGGAAUUAUUGACUGUGACUCAGCCUACGACGAGCUCAUAUGCCCAGGCCGCUUUUACUGCGAGUCCGGUACCCCAUUAUACGUGAACAGUAGUCAAAGAGGUGAUGAGGUAGCUGAUUGUGUUGACGGAAGUGACGAGUGGGAAGAUCGUCCAGAAAUAAUGACGUCAUCAAAAGAUAAGAUGAUUAAAGACUGGUAUAUACUAUUCUCCAUGUGGGUCGUUGGAAUAGUAGCUGUUUUGGGUAACUCCGUAGUUAUCAUAAAUACAAGCCUCAGUCUUACAAGGAUGCAAAACACACGGUCGUCAAGUGCAGUGCUUCAGUUAUUAUCAUCUGUCACAGGGGUUAUUUUGUCAGAUAGUGGCAUAAAACGUGAAGCUAAUUUGAAGAGAGAUGAUAAAGGUAAUAUAAAUCAACGCAGAACAGGCAAAUCAGUCGGCUGGGGACGAAAGAAAACCAUCAAAUUAUGGAACAGUGUUUUAGUUCUUAAUCUCGCAGCUGCGGAUUUUUUGAUGGGUAUAUAUCUGGUGACAUUGGCAGGAAUUUCUAUGACGCAGUCAACUGAUUACUGGAAUUUCGAUAAAAAGUGGAGAACCAGUGGUCCGUGUCAAGCUCUCGGCGUGAUAGUUAUGCUUUCUAGUCAGACGUCUGUACUGUCUCUAAUCAGUCUCACUACACUACGACUUUACUCUGUGGCAAGGCCUUUUGGUAUAAGGAUACUGAAAAAAUCAAAUUACUUAAUCUGCAUUUGCGCUGCUACAUGGAUUGUGUCUUUCGCAACCGCCGUGCUUCCAAUUUUACCUGGACUUCGAGAUCACUACACUACUAAAGCAUGGGUGCCAUUCCCACACGCCAGGCCCCCGGUAAUUAAUCAGACCGUCGCCAGCAACCUCAUUCUUGCAUUGAUCGACGUUUCAGAGAACACAACCAUUGGAGCUAACUUACUGAAAGGUGAGCACUUGAGUUGGAGAGAAAUGGUGGAUCUGACUAAACAGGCUGCACCUAUGUAUUCCGACUGGCGAUUUUUUGGUUUUUAUAGUGUUCAUAGUGUAUGCAUACCCAAGCUGUAUGUCACAAUCGGUGAUGUAGCAUGGCAACACACAGCAACAUUUUUGAUAGUAAAUUUUGUUGGUGUGGUUUAUAUUAGUAUCGCCUACUUGUUCAUCUACAUUUUGUCCAACAAAAGUCGGGCUGUCGUAUUUGAGAAAGCCCCCACUCGUUUAGAUGAAUCAGUAGAUGGCUCGAAGAACUGUAGUCCGAACGCUUCAAUAAAAAGCGUACAAGAAGGUGGUAAAGGUAAAUUAUGGAUUUUUUGGGACUGUUUCACAUGCCACAAACGGCGUCAAUCUAAUUUCGCUCCAACAACACCGUUUAAUGAUCGAAAGAACGUCAAGAAGAUGACUCAAAGAACGUCAAGGAUACAAUUUCGCAUUGCACUGCUGAUAGCCACAGACUGUGUGUGCUGGAUUCCCAUAUGUAUAAUGGGAUUUUUGAAAUUGGCAGGCCAUGAUAUACCAUACGUAGCAUACACAAUUUCAGCAGUUGGCCUUUUACCGGUUAACAGCGCUCUUAAUCCUUUACUUUAUUCUAGUUUUCUUAAUGAUUUUCGUAUAAGAUUUUAUAAUACUUUAAAAAAGAAGGUCGUUACUGUGCACGUCGAUAAAUGACCGUUUUAUGUUAAAAAUUAUAUAUUUAAAUAAAUCAAUAUCACAUUCGGUAAGCAAUAUUUGUAUGAAUACUUUGGCACAAAUGAUUUACUAAAAUACAUAUGACUAUACA